AUGGAGAAGAAUGUUACUAAUGAUGUUGGUGUUGUGACGAACGAAGAAAAUCGAGGACGAGAGGAGAUUCGUCAAGGUGCAAGCAAGGGUCAAGGUAAGUCUAAGAACAUGUGGAGAUCCUUAGAUAAGAGACUUUCUGAGAUGGAGACUUCCUUAGAGACGUUGCGCGAUCAGGUUGAAGAUGCACACCAACAAAUGGGGGUGAUGACAUCGGAUAAUGAUGAGAUGCAAGACAACGUGAGCAAUCAACAAACUUGGUGGGGACUUAUGCAAGGAGAUGUGUGGAUUACAAGAGAUGCUCCUUGGUGA
This is a messenger RNA of Lactuca virosa, 309 nucleotides long. The record is from the annotation of a GenBank genome assembly. NCBI's taxonomy places the organism in Eukaryota, Viridiplantae, Streptophyta, Magnoliopsida, Asterales, Asteraceae.